Messenger RNA from Quercus robur (English oak), 846 nucleotides. RefSeq lists its product as uncharacterized. The coding region runs from base 1 to 846 and encodes 281 amino acids. The record is from RefSeq and is a predicted model, not a curated record. The transcript has 3 exons. NCBI's taxonomy places the organism in Eukaryota, Viridiplantae, Streptophyta, Magnoliopsida, Fagales, Fagaceae.
AUGUCAUCAAAAAUUAGUGGACUUAUGCGUCGAUUUAAUCCUAAAUGGUUUAAAGAGUAUGAAAGUUGGUUGGAAUAUAGUAUUGAAAAGGAUGCUGCAUAUUGUUUAUAUUGUUACCUAUUUAGACAAGAUGUUGGUAUGCAAUCUGGAGGUGACAUUUUUGUGACAAAGGGAUUCAAUAGUUGGAAUAAGAAAGAAAAGCUAGACCUACAUGUUGGAGGUGUUAAUAGUGCCCAUAACCAAGCUCUUAAGAAUGAUCAUAAUGAUGUUAUUAAUGAAGUGUUGCAAAAAACUCCAAAAAACAGCAAGCUAGCCCAUCCUGAUAUUCAAAAAGACAUUGUGAAUGCAGUUGCAUAUAAAACUACCGAUGCCAUCAUCGAAGAUCUUGGCAGUGGGUUCUUUUCAAUUUUAGUUGAUGAGUCCCGUGAUAUCUCAAUAAAAGAACAAAUGGUUGUUGUUUUGCAUUAUGUGGACAAAAAGGGAAUUGUUACAAAGCAAUUUCUUGGUAUUUUGACUCUUGUAGCAGUUGCUAACAAGCAUACUAAUAUUGCUGAAUUUUUUAGCCUGGUUAGUAAAAUAGUAACUAUUGUUGGAGCUUCUUGUAAAAGACAAGAAUUUUUACGAAAUACACAACUUGCAAAAAUUACAGAAGCAUUAAACUUGGGUGAACUUGAAAGUGGGCAAGGUUUGAACCAAGAGACAAGUCUUAAACGUGCUGGUGAUACAAGUUGGGGAUCACAUUAUAGGACAAUCCUCAACUUGAUUUUGAUGUUCUCUUCCACAGUUGAUGUACUUAAGAUGAUUGAAAAGGAUAACCUACUCUCUAAGCAAAGAGUUGAAUCUUGA